ACGCAGCAGCACGGAGCCCGGCGCCGGGAGGGAGCCAGCAUGGCGGCCGAACACAAGACCAAGUUGUCCAAGAAUCUGCUGCGCAUGAAGUUCAUGCAAAGGGGACUAGACUCGGAAACCAAGCAGCAGCUAGAAGAGGAAGAAAAGAAGAUCAUCAGCGAAGAGCACUGGUACUUGGAUUUGCCAGAGCUUAAAGAGAAAGAGAGUUUCAUAAUAGAAGAGCAGAGCUUCUCGUUAUGUGAAGAUCUUCUCUAUGGAAGAAUGUCAUUCAGAGGAUUUAAUCCUGAGGUUGAGAAAUUAAUGCUUCAGAUGAACUCUAAGCACAAAGCUGAAGAAAUUGAAGAUGAAACUGUGGAGCUUGAUGUGUCAGAUGAAGAAAUGGCUAAAAGGUAUGAAACCUUGGUGGGGACAAUUGGAAAGAAGUUUGCCAAGAAAAGAGACCGUGCCAAUUAUGAGGAAGAUGAAAAUGGGAACAUAAAACCAACUAAAGCAAAGAAGGUGUUCUUAAAGCCCCAAGAUUAAAAUGAAUGCCUUAAGAUGUGCAUCAGGGAUGCCUCACGAAAGAUAGCAGCAUAUUUUGGAACUUACUCUGAUACUUUCUCUGUAGUUUUUACUACUAUAAUAUGUAUUUGUAAACAAAUGUAUAAUUUUAGAAAAUGCUGUUCCCAAAACAGAUGUGUGAUGGAUGUUAUACAUCCUUUGCUCAGUGGUGUUCGUCAAGAAUGGGUUUUCAGCCCUUGAUCUUCAAAUGUACAUAGUUACAUGGUUGCUUCCUAAAUAUUUUUUGACCUCAGGUUUUUUUAAUAUAGUUCUCUAG
This is a messenger RNA of Trichechus manatus latirostris (Florida manatee), 817 nucleotides long. RefSeq names its product M-phase phosphoprotein 6 (gene MPHOSPH6). The record is from RefSeq and is a predicted model, not a curated record. Lineage: Eukaryota; Metazoa; Chordata; Mammalia; Sirenia; Trichechidae. Gene Ontology annotation, biological process: maturation of 5.8S rRNA. The transcript has 5 exons. The coding region runs from base 40 to 522 and encodes 160 amino acids.